Molecule: messenger RNA, 1156 nt
Organism: Mangifera indica (mango)
Lineage: Eukaryota; Viridiplantae; Streptophyta; Magnoliopsida; Sapindales; Anacardiaceae
Product: probable carboxylesterase 12
Exons: 1
Coding region: 111-1061 (316 amino acids)
Molecular function (GO): hydrolase activity
Source: RefSeq, a predicted model, not a curated record
UAUAUAUAAAUAUGUAUAUAAUUGUAUACCAAAUAUAGAUACAUAUAGUAUUGCCCAACCAACUAAAGGCCGUCUGUUUUAUCUCAGCUCUAUUUUUCUUAAUUGCCCAAAUGGAUUCCAGCAAACCAGUGGUAGCCUAUGACUUCUCUCCGAUGAUAAUCAUAUACAAAGAUGGCCGCGUACGGAGGCUUCAAGGCACUGAAGUUGUUCCCCCAUCUCUUGAUCCCAAGACCAAUGUUGAAUGCAAAGACGUUUUAUAUUCACCUGAAAAUGGGCUCUCGGUCAGGCUUCACAUGCUGAAAAACACCAAUCGAAACAAAAAACUUCCCCUUCUGGUUUAUUUCCACGGAGGAGGCUUCUACGCCCAAUCCCCUUUCUCUCCUCAAACCCACAAUUUCCUCAACUCUUUAGUUGCAGAAGCUAACAUCAUUGCAGUCUCGGUUGAAUACAGAAAAGCCCCUGAGCACCCCGUCCCUUGCGCUUUGGACGAUUCGUGGACUGCCCUUCAAUGGGUCGGGUCUCAUGCGCACGGAGCAGGCCUCGAAGAUUGGCUCAAUGACUACGCUGAUUUCCAGAGAGUGUUUUUCUGCGGGGACAGCGCUGGAGCCACUAUAGCUCACCAUAUGGGCUUAAGACACGGCCGAGAAAAGCUUAAGGGUGUUAAUGUGAAGGGCGUCGCUUUAUGUCAUCCGUAUUUUUGGGGCAAAGAACCUGUUGGUGAUGAGUCGACCGACGCAGAAUUCAGACAACGGCGGGAGAAAUAUUGGAAGAUGGCUUGUCCGAGCUCAAGCGGGUGCGACGACCGGCUGAUAAAUCCGGCGGCUGAUCCGAACCUAGCGAGGCUGGGGAUCGGCAGGGUGCUGGUUUUUGUGGCUGAGAAGGAUUUUCUUAGAGCAAGAGGAUGGUAUUAUUACGAGAAGUUGAAGGGAAGUGGGUGGGUGGGUGAUGUGGAAAUUGCAGAGACGGAAGGCGAGUACCAUGUUUUCCAUCUGAAAAAUCCCGCUUGCAAAAAGGCUGUGGCUAUGCUCAAGAGACUUGCUUCCUUCUUCAAUCAACAAUAAGAAAUCGAAGUUACAGAGAUCUGCAUCCAUUUUCAGGGAUUGAAACAAUUGCAGGUCACCGAUAAAAAAAUUAAAAAUAAUUCCAGUUUUAUUGU